AUGAAGGAAAAUAGCGUAAAGUCUAUCAUUUUCGUUAAAGUUGCCACCUUCAUCCUUUUAGCGUGCACAAAUCAGAUGUGCAACGAUUCGGAUACCCUCGGAAGAUCACUGGUUAAAAAGUCGAGUGCCAAUGGGGAAUUUCAUUUAGGAGCUGAACGAUUAUUAGGAGAAAGUGGAUCGUGGCAGGAUUCCCUUUUGAUAGAUAAAUUUUAUGAUGAUGAUUUAUUCGAUUAUGAUUCUGAUAACACGUCAAGACGCCAUGUAAAAGAUAGGCACCAUCACCACAGUCGUAACCAUCGACAUGAACGUGGACACAGUCAUAGACAUCGCACAUCACGAAGGAAAAGAGAUGAAAAGAAUAAUGAGAAGGAUGAAGUACUUAGCUUGUCCCGAUUCGAUAUAGAUGAUGAGGAGGAGGACCAUGGUGAAAGGAGUUCAUCACGACAUAAAUUCAAUGAUUAUGAUGAUGUAAUAAAUCUUACGAGUGCAUGUAGACCUAAUUCGAAACAUAGAGUGUCAUCAAUAAAUGCCGGAUUGCCUCCACAAUAUGGAGAUGAUUUUAUUUUUAGAGGAGGACAAGGAUUUUCUGGUAUGGUUAAAAAAGCUGAUGGUUAUUGUGAAAAUAAAAGGCUCGAUGGCUUUAGUGCUAUGGACAAAUAUAAGGGUUAUCAUGCGAAAGAAAAAAGAAUUAUGAAACGCGGUUCUAAUGGGAAAGCUGCAAAGGUAGUUUGCUUUCUUGGUGCAGUUGCACUGUCUAAUGAGUUAUUAGGGUUUUUAUUAACGACGAGUUCUAUUGUUUCUUUUCCAUUGGCAGCUUCCGCUUGUUUAUUGGGGGGGCUUUUCUACAAAAAAAAGAAAGGAAAAAAUAAAUAUAAGAGACAGCACUUAAAAAGCAUAACUUACUAA
Molecule: messenger RNA, 906 nt
Organism: Plasmodium knowlesi strain H
Lineage: Eukaryota; Apicomplexa; Aconoidasida; Haemosporida; Plasmodiidae
Product: Plasmodium exported protein, unknown function
Exons: 2
Coding region: 1-906 (301 amino acids)
Source: RefSeq, a predicted model, not a curated record